AAACGGUAACUCUCGCAAGAGUUUUAGACGACAUUUUCACUAAGUCCAAUUUUUAGAUGUACAUCGUCUUUUCAAAAUUCUAACGUGAUAAAUAUCUGACGGCAGGAAAAAAACGGCUUGCAUGCAAAACGUUCAUCUCCUAAAUUCCUAUGGUGAUUUGAUCAGACCGUAUAGUAUACCAAGGUCCCGAUUUACUACUCAUGCACAUGAUCAGCGCUAACUAGAACUGAUCAACUACGUAAAUAAUGAUUGCGGCCUGCUUAUGCCCUCAUUGCACAUGUUGUUCCUGGGUUCGAACUGAUCCACCUCUUCGUACUAGUGGUAUCAUAACGAUGAGCUGGAUGUCUGGCACGCAAGCUGGUAUGCAAGGGCUAUUGAACGUCACGGCAGAUUCGCUGGCUGAAUACUGCGGAUUGACUGGCGAUCACCAGGCAAAUUCAGUGUUUCUCGAAUCACAGCUUGGUUUGCUCCAAAGAAAUCCAUCCCAAAGCGUGAUCAAUUCUGAAUUUUGCGCCAAGUAUCUCCCUGCCCUCGUAGACGCCUACGAUGCGCAAGAUGCGGCAUUCAAUAUACCCAUGAGAAUGCUCAAUGCCGUUGCUUACCUGCCUUACUUCGCUAGGUUUCUAUUAACCACGGCCAAAACGUCGAUUUGCAAGACUCAAGCGCAUCGCAUGGCCACUGCGUCUUCAGCUCCAGCAGAUCCUGUGCACAUCGUAGAAAUGUGCCAGUUUCUCUCGACCCUCUUAGCCCUGCAGGGCACGAAUUCCGUCAGCGAGGAAGACAAACAAGCGCUUCUCCCAAAACUGCGUGAGUGGAAUAGGAAAUACCAAAAGCAACAGAUUACGCGUUGCCUCAAGCAGCUGGAGGAUGAUCCGGAGACAACGAUCCUGGCAGGUGGCCUGAAACAACACUGUGAAAGCUCUCUUAAUGAAUGCGGCUUUGACGGCUGUGGAAAGUCCGGAACUUCGAAGCUCUUGCAAUGCUCUCGGUGCAAAACAGCUGUUUAUUGCGACCGUGAUCACCAGAAAAAAUCUUGGCCAUCUCAUAAAGCAACGUGUUUCCCAGCGGUCUUUUGAAAAAAUGUGGAGCCCGAAUCACGGGUUGGGACUUGGUACAGUCUCUGUAGUAUAUUCAUGUCUGACGACCAGUCUGUUACUCGUCUGCGCAAAAGUACCCUCGCUCAUGAAGCGGAUUGCUCGACUGGCAUAGCCAUAUGAACAUCAGUAGAACCUUGCUCUUUCAUAGAACCAGCGCUUGUGACCUCAGUCGCAACAUCCUCCGUUUCAUGAGCAAGUAAAUCUGCAUCCGUUUCCAUCUCUGCCAGGGCGCGC
Suillus plorans is the source of this 1331-nucleotide messenger RNA. RefSeq lists its product as uncharacterized. The transcript is spliced from 8 exons. The record is from RefSeq and is a predicted model, not a curated record. Bases 246 to 1076 code for a protein of 276 amino acids. NCBI's taxonomy places the organism in Eukaryota, Fungi, Basidiomycota, Agaricomycetes, Boletales, Suillaceae.